AUGGCAAAGGAACGAAGCUCCUCUGAAAAGAGGCCGGAUACCGGAGUCACAAAGAAAGUGACGCGCGCGGCGAGUUCUCGUGCCAAUUCUCCUGGCUCUGUGCAUUCGGGGAUCUCUUCUUCUCGUACGCUGCACUCAGUAACGAAGCCGUCCAAAGCCCCAGGACAAUUUGUGGCGAAAGAUAGCCGAAAGAAAGAGCAGAGAGCUGCCCACCGCAAGUGUUUUGAUGCGAUGGACAAGCUUGGUGAGUGGUUUCGAUUGGCCCUCACGGAAAAAGACAACGAGAGGGCUUAUCAGUCCCAAUUGUUGCACAAGCUGCAAGUCGAAAAAGCCGAAGAGAGUUCGAAGCUGCAGCAAGCCAUCGUGAUGAGAGAAAACGCUUUGGUUGACAACCAGAGACUUCAAAGUGAAAUUCAACAACUACAGCAGCAGGUGGAGUCGAUGAAUGCUACGAUACAAGAUAACAUCCCAUGGAACGAUAUUGAGCUGCUUUGGCAUCAGACACAUGGCGGACUAGUAUCGGCGACCACGCAAUUCUGGAAGGCGAUCGAGGCUCUUCAAAACCGCAGAAUCGCAUCCUAUUUGCCCGGCUCUGGAGUGAUCCACGGAAAUAUGACGGAGCAGUACGGCCCGCUAGGAACCUUGGGACACGAUGCCCUUCCCGGGUUCUCCGUAUCCGGUAAUCCCCCGCUGAGCAGCCAGCAAGAGCACAUGGCAACCAAUGCAUUUGAUUCUCUUGUCUGA
Messenger RNA from Penicillium longicatenatum, 744 nucleotides. RefSeq lists its product as uncharacterized. The transcript is spliced from 2 exons. Lineage: Eukaryota; Fungi; Ascomycota; Eurotiomycetes; Eurotiales; Aspergillaceae. The record is from RefSeq and is a predicted model, not a curated record. The coding region runs from base 1 to 744 and encodes 247 amino acids.